CUGCCUCCGCCCCGCCAUGGAGGCCCGGCGCCCUCUGUGUCCCCUGCGAGCCUGCUGACCCCUACAGCCCCGCAUGGGCUCUGGCCUCGGGUGUCCUCUCACUGCCUGCGGCGGACCCGUCCCCUGCCACUACGGGGGCCUUGGAUAGUGUAGCCUCCGGGGUAGGGGGCCGCCCGUGUAGUCCCCUGCGUGGGUGACUCCGUGCUACCUCCCGGCUUAUUCCUCUCCCAGAGUCGUACAACCCAGCCAGCCCCCGCUCCCAAGUCCUCCCCCACCGACGCCUACUGUGGCUCCUCAUGUGAGCCCAGGACCGAUGUGUUGUCCUGCAGACAGCUCCACCCUCCUGGGCGAACCAUGUCUGCAGCCGCCUGGGUGCCACCUGCUGUGCCAGGCGCACGCCGCUGUCCAAGAGGAGCUGCCGUCCCACUUCACCGUGCUGGCCGGAAAUCACCCAGCCGAGGGAGGGACCCUGAGUCACCUCGUCAGGCUGCAGUUUCCGAUUGUCUUCUCGUGCGCCCCCCCAGGAUGGAGUUCCUGGUUCUCUUCCUGUUCUACCUGGCUGUGGUGCUGACCAGCGUUGUCCUGCUCUGUGUCUGUUCGAAAACUCCCCGCCUGCAAGGCCUGGGCAGAAGAGGAGCACAGGUGUUCUCCUGUGUGAUCCCAGAACGCCUCCAGAGAGCCGUGCAGCGACUCCUUCGUUACCUCUUCCGUACGCGAAACUACAGCUUCCUUGUCGUACACCUGGCCGUGCAAGCGAUGGUCUAUACUGAGUAUACCUCGGAAAUCUUUGGCUACUGUCAAGAGCUGGAGUUCCCCCUGUAUUACCUUCUGCAGCCGUACCUGUUGCUGGCUGUGAACCUGGUUUUCUUCACCCUAACCUGCGUAACCAAUCCUGGCACCGUAACGAGAGGGAAUGAGUCGGCACUGCUGCAGGUGUACGAAUUUGAUGACGUGAUGUUCCCCAAGAACGCGAGGUGCGCUACUUGUGACCUGAGGAAGCCGGCUCGAUCCAAGCACUGCCUACCUGUUCCUGGCCUUCCCGAAGAUCGUCCUGCUGCUGGGCUUUGUCGUCGUGCUGAGCAUCCUCCUGGGCGGCUACCUGUGCUUCGCUCUGUACCUGGCUGUCACCAACCAGACCACCUUCGAGUGGUUCAGACGGGACUGGGCCCGGCGCCAGCACUGCCCCCUUGUGGCCCAGCCCCAAGUCUACCGGAACAUUCACUGCCGUGGGCUGUGGAGCAACCUCCGGGAGAUAUUUCUACCGGUUGUCCCCGACUGUGAGGGAAAGAAGAAAUAGGACUGGGAAGAGUAUGGCUGCCUUUUAAAUAUAUUGUACAUUUAUUUAUACAUGUGGAUACUAAUUUUUUAAGCAUUUGGUUUCUGUUUUAUUUUUUUGAAGAUUAUUUAUUUGAAAGUCAGAGCUACAGAAAGGGAAAGAAAGAGAGAGGUCUUCCACCCGCUGGUUCACUCCCCAGAUGGCCACAAUGGCCAGUGCUGGGCCAGGCUGAAGCCAGGAGCGUCAUCCAGGCCUGCCACGUGGGUAGCAGGGGCCCAAGGACUUGGGCUGUUUUCCCAGGCCAUUGUCAGGGAACUGGAUGGGAAGUGGGGCAGCCAGGAAACGAAGUGGCACCCAGAGGGGCCGUCGCAGGCGAUGGUACCCACUACACAGCGCUGGCCCCUGUCGUGUGUUUAUAAGUGGACCGUGAGUGCAUAAUGAAGGGAACGCUAGUGUUGACUGAGCUGUGGCCAGGUGCUGGGGCGCACAUCUCCCUUGCUACGCGGUUGGAUCCGGCUCCUCUGAAAUCCUGGCGUCAGGGGAAGCCAGAGAGGACUUCUCUGAGGUUCUAAGUGAUACUGAGAUUACCAUCACCUGCCCCUGGCCUCGGCCUCAGCUCCAUCCCAGAGCCUCGCCCCGCUCUCCCUUCCUGGUCAGUUAGGCCUCUGAAACGGGGGACUGUCCUGCCCGCCCUCCACUGGCCUCUGCCAGCCACAUUCAAGUCUUUCCUGUCCUGUCUAGAAACGCCAGAGCUCACCUGUCAGUCAGGGGAGAGAGGUUCACGUGACAGCCAAAGCCAGGAGCCCACAGCAGGGCACUCGGUCCAGGGCUCUCCCACGUGGGUGGCAGGGACCCAAGUCCUGGAACCACCACGCCUGCCUUCCAGGGUUUGCCUUAGCAGGAAGCUGGAGUCCAGGCUUGCCCGUGUGGGCUGUGGGCGUCCCGAGGGGCCCGACAUGCACCCCUAAGUGCUGGGGGUGUUAGGGUGGGAGAGUCUGCAGGAGCAGGAAGCAGGUGGGCUGGACGUGUGGAGCUACGAACAAUAACCCCAGCCCUGGAGGAGCCAUCGUCUGGAGAGGAGUGGGGGACAGGGAAGCUGGGGCCUGGGGUAGGGAGGCUCUGGCCUGUCGCGGCAGCCAGUGAAUUCACGGAUGCCCUGUCUGGGAUGGACAGCGUGGGCGGGAGGGCACCCAAGCCAAGGCCCUAAGCACGGUGAAAUGAAACAGGAGGCCUUGAACGCCGUGCAACAGGAAGAAGGCGUUCACCGGUGUGGGGGGCGUGGUGUGGCGACCGGGGACCCGCG
Lepus europaeus (European hare) is the source of this 2579-nucleotide messenger RNA. RefSeq names its product zinc finger DHHC-type palmitoyltransferase 4 (gene ZDHHC4). The coding region runs from base 355 to 1281 and encodes 308 amino acids. Gene Ontology annotation, molecular function: protein-cysteine S-palmitoyltransferase activity. NCBI's taxonomy places the organism in Eukaryota, Metazoa, Chordata, Mammalia, Lagomorpha, Leporidae. The transcript has 6 exons. Gene Ontology annotation, cellular component: Golgi apparatus; endoplasmic reticulum. Gene Ontology annotation, biological process: peptidyl-L-cysteine S-palmitoylation; protein targeting to membrane. The record is from RefSeq and is a predicted model, not a curated record.